Molecule: messenger RNA, 717 nt
Organism: Solanum dulcamara
Lineage: Eukaryota; Viridiplantae; Streptophyta; Magnoliopsida; Solanales; Solanaceae
Product: 60S ribosomal protein L28-1-like
Exons: 3
Coding region: 89-520 (143 amino acids)
Biological process (GO): translation
Cellular component (GO): cytosolic large ribosomal subunit; ribosome
Molecular function (GO): structural constituent of ribosome
Source: RefSeq, a predicted model, not a curated record
UAAGAAAUGUAGCACACUUUUGCGAUCUUAAGCUCUCAGCGUCCUCCUCUUUCCGCCGUCGAAGAAAAACCCUAGGAAUCCAUUUGCAAUGACAACAGUUCCAGGGCAACUAGUAUGGGAGAUCGUGAAGAAGAACAACUCCUUUUUGGUGAAGGAGUUCGGUAAUGGUACCGCCGGCGUCGUCUUCAGCAAAGAACCUAACAAUCUCUACAACCUUCACUCUUACAAGCACUCUGGCCUAGCAAACAAGAAAACUGUGACUAUCCAGCCCGAGGGCAAAGAUAAAUCUGUUUUGCUUGCUACUUCGAAGACCAAGAAGCAAAACAAGCCUUCAAGUUUGCUGAACAAAUCUGUGAUGAAGAAGGAAUUCCGCAGAAUGGCCAAGGCUGUAACAAACCAGGUCGGAGACAACUAUUACAGGCCAGAUCUGAAGAAGGCAGCUCUUGCAAGGUUGAGUGCUGUGAACAGGAGUCUCAAGGUCACCAAGUCAGGUGCCAAGAAGAGGAACAGACAAGCUUAAGAGUUCAUGCUAGGAAAUGUUACUAUGUAUGACUUGUACUGCAUGGGUUUUUUCCAGUACCAGAGUUUUGCGUUUGAUUUUAUCUAUGUUUCUUUCUUAAGUAGCUAUUGGCAAGAGCAAUCUCUCUAGUUUUGAGCUAAAAUUGACAUCCUUUAUCAGAGUUUUAAAAGACUGUCUACAUUAAUUUAUGAUGUCUA